This is a messenger RNA of Pediculus humanus corporis (human body louse), 774 nucleotides long. RefSeq names its product Signal recognition particle receptor subunit beta, putative. The transcript has 4 exons. The record is from RefSeq and is a predicted model, not a curated record. Bases 1 to 774 code for a protein of 257 amino acids. NCBI's taxonomy places the organism in Eukaryota, Metazoa, Arthropoda, Insecta, Psocodea, Pediculidae.
AUGGAUUCCAAAGACCACGUUAGGAUUUCGUCAACGAAUAAUAAUAAUAAUAAUAGUACAACAUGGAAUUAUUCGAAUACGUUAGGAUUUUUAUUUGCCAUCGUCGCAUUAGUUAUUUUCUUAAUUUGUUUUUCCAUCUACAAAAAGAGUAAAGUUAAAAAAAAUGGCAUUCUGUUAUUCGGUUUGUGCGAAUCUGGGAAAACUUUAAUAUUUGCACGACUAGUUUUUAAUAAGUUUAUACAAACGCAUACGUCGAUAAAAGAAAAUUUAAAUUUUUAUUCAACGGGAAAAGCAGAUUUUAAUAUCAUAGAUAUUCCCGGUCAUGAAAGGCUUAGAAAUAGAUAUUUUGAACAAUUUAAAACUCAAGUUAGAGCAUUGGUUUUUGUCAUUGAUUCAUCGACAGUUCAAAGAGAAAUAAAAGAUGUCGCUGAAUAUUUAUACAGUUGUUUAAUCGAUUCAUACAUUGCAAGUUGCAUGCCUCCAUUACUCAUACUAUGUAAUAAACAGGGUGAAGCUACGGCAAAAGGAUCGACAGUUAUUAAAAUGAUGUUGGAAAAAGAAUUGAAUAUUGUUCGUACGACAAAAUCAAAUCAAUUGGAAUCGAUUGGAAAAAAUAUGAAUAAUAAUUAUUUGGGUAAGGAAGGAGUUGAUUUUGAAUUUUCUCAUUUGGCUCCCAUGAAAGUUGAUUUUGCCGAAUGUUCUGCAUUGAUAAACGAUGAUGAGAAAGAAUAUAACAUAAAAGAAUUGGAGCAAUGGAUUCAAAAACUUACUUAA